Messenger RNA from Apus apus (common swift), 807 nucleotides. Its product is annotated as gastrokine-1-like. The record is from RefSeq and is a predicted model, not a curated record. Lineage: Eukaryota; Metazoa; Chordata; Aves; Apodiformes; Apodidae. Gene Ontology annotation, biological process: regulation of cell population proliferation. The transcript has 5 exons. The coding region runs from base 1 to 807 and encodes 268 amino acids.
AUGAUUUCCCCAAACGUGGUGGUUACCAGAGCAGUUGCUUUCCUGAGAGAAAGGCUGCUGGGAACCUGCAAACCUCGAUCCUCACCUCCUCUCACCUUUUCCAAAACUCAGAACAGCGAGAAUGGGCACCAAGAGGAAAACUCACUGCACCCUCUGACUGACACUGGGGGCAGCACUGGCUCCCUGCGGGGCUCUGAGGCCUGGAAAUCUGUCUGGGACAUCACCACUUUACCAAAUAUCAAUGGAGUGAAGCAAGUCGUAGACCAGCAGCCAUCCACAUCCAUCACCAGGCAAAUCACCGUUAAUGGACAGUUACAACUUGUGUUCAUCAACGGGCAAUGGCGCGUGGCAACUAUCGAGCAACAGGGCGGCUUCAGGUCCUGGAAAACCAUCUGGGACUACAACACCGGCUUUAUUGCAACCAAAGUGCUGCCAGAGAGAGUUUGCUACGUUUCCGUCAUGAACAGAAGCCAGAUGCCCACCUUUGAUUCACUCCCAAUGAUGGUAUCUGAUCCUCAGAACCUGCAGUUCCAAGGACAGCUGACAAGGCAGCUCACAUUCGUCACCCAGGGACUUGUCCGUGACCUCCAGGCCUAUGGAUCCAGCAUCUAUGCCAUGUGCAGAGGACUCCCAACCUACGUGGCUACUCAAGUCUAUGGUCCCCAAAACACUUUCAACCUGGGAUCAUGCAUCAGACUUGAUGUCCUGCGGCUCGUGGAGCUUAGGUACUGUCGUGCCAACAUCAAUGGCAACAUCAACGGCAACAUCAAUGGCAACAUUAACAUCGGUGUCAAGGGCCUUCCUUGA